Messenger RNA from Urocitellus parryii (Arctic ground squirrel), 489 nucleotides. Lineage: Eukaryota; Metazoa; Chordata; Mammalia; Rodentia; Sciuridae. The record is from RefSeq and is a predicted model, not a curated record.
ACACAUAGUCUCCCCACGGCACCUCAUCACAUCCGCAAAUACCAGGAGACUGACCGCAAGAGGGUCCUGGACUUGUUCUCCCAAGGAAUGGUCGAGCAUGUCCCUGCCGCCUUCUGCCAUGGACUGAAGUUACCACAAACACUCCUGGUAUUACUUGGGGUGCCCAUUACCCUACUCCUGGUCUCUGGCUCUUGGCUCCUGGCUCUUGUAUCCAAUGUCACCCUCCUUGUUAUCCUAUGGUUGCUGGCCAGAGAGCUUUGGAGGCAGUAUGUGGUCAUGUGUUUGCAGACAGAUCUUGUUGACAUCACCAUCCUGAGUGCCCAUGGUUCCUGCUUCUGGGUGGCUGAAUCUGGGGGCCAGGUGGCAGGCAUAGUGGGUGCUCUGCCAGUGGAGGAYGCCCCCCCAGGGAGGAAGCAACUGCAGCUGUUUCACCUCUCUGUGUCCUUGGAGCACCGAGGUGAAGGACUAGGGAAAGCCCUGGUCAUGACU